AUGAAUGAUGUCGAGAUAAUCAGAUCUACAAAUCUCAUAAUUCUGCUAGAGGAUGAAAUCUUUGCCGAUUUUUUCAACACAUUUCUUUCUCUCCCGGUUUUUGGUCAGACACCAUUUUACACAGUUGAAAAUGCACAGUGGAGCUUGUGGCCAGAAAUACCUCAUGACAUGAUUGCAAAGUACAAAGGAUUGUUGACCUGGUUGGAAAAAUACCGGUUACCUUUCUUCUGUAAAACCAACUUGUGUUUCCAUUACAUUCUCUGUCAGGAGCUCCUCAGUUUCGUUAAUUCCCCAGAAGGAGCCAAGAUGAUGAGAUGGAUAAAGGCAGACCAGUGGCUACUCCAGAAAUGCAUUGGCGGGGUCAGAGGGAUGUGGCGCUUCUGCACCUACCUCAAGGGCACUGCAGGUGAAGAGCUGGUGGGUUUCUGGAUCCUCACUGAGGAGAUGCUGAGCAUUGAUGAGAUGGACCUGGAACUCAGAGACCACUACCUGUCCCUCCUCCUCAUGCUGAAGGCCACCCAUCUUCAGGAGGGCUCGCGGGUGGUAACUCUAUGCAACAUGAACAUCAAGUCCCUCCUGAACCUCACCACCUGGCAUCCCAACAAGUCAACCACCAGGAGGGAGACCCUGAAAAACAUGCAGAAAGUGGCUGUGUUCAAACUCCAGAGCUAUUGGCUCCCCAACUUUUACACCCAUGCCAAGACGACUUUAGCUAAGGAGGAGUCAUGCCAGGGUCUGAUGCAGGAAUACGAGACUCGCCUGUGCAGUGUUUGCUAUACCCACGUAGGGGGGCUCCCUCUAAACAUGAGCAUCAAAAAGUGCCACCACCCCCAGAAGCAGUACUCGAGCAGGAGGAGCAAAUGGAAGAUGCGGCAGUUGAUAGAUCAUGCCUCUCGGUCUCUAGAGUUGGAUACCAAGCCAGAUGCCCACACUAUGUCCCCCCAGGAGAUGUGUCCUCAGGAGAAGGUGGUUAUACAAAUGGCUUCCCUGAAAGAGGCCUCUUCGAAGGACAGAAUAAUCGAUUCCCUGGAAAAGGAUAUGUUCUGUGCCAGGAAGUCCGACGUGAAGAUGAAAGCCAAGAACCACCUCCACAUGGAGGGCCUCUUUGAGCCAAAGCUUUCUACUCACCUGAGGACUGCGACCCCCAUCAUCAGUCACUCCCCCCAGAUGACAAUCAAGAAGGCCCUCAAGCAAAACCUUUCCUUGGGGUACACCCACUGGGCCUUGUGUGCGGACAUCUAUGCAGGCCGCCCCUUCCGGGACCACCUGAAGAAGCUGAAUUUGAAAGUGGAAAUCCAACUCCUGGACCUCUGGCAGGACCUGCACCGUUUCCUCGGUGUCCUGGUGACUAAUAAGACGAGCGGGAAUGCCGUCUUUCGGCACAUAAUGGGCAACCGAAUCUGUGAGCUCUACUUGAAUGAGCAGAUGGGUUCAUGCCUACCACUCAAAUCCCAAACCACUGAAGGCCUGAAGGAACUGCUGCCUUUGGGGGUUAUGAACCCCUGGAUUCCCAGAGCCCAGAAUGAGAUCUGCCAGAUCCUCAGCCCCUGGUAUGAUGGGUUCCUGGAUGAAGAGGACUACUGGUUUCUCACUUUUUCAACUCAAACCAAGUACCUCAGGACCAAAUGGCAUAAAAGAGAAUCUAUAAGCCAAAAAGAGAACAUUCUUCUUUAUAAGAGGUUUGAGGAAUCGCUGGAGUUAAGCCAGGGUUUGGCAAACAUGGAGGACAUGGAUUCUAUGCAGUGGCAAAAGAUCGCUACCGAGGACCUCAGACAAGGUGGCUCUCUCUGGGUAGAACUGAAGUCUCCAGUGUUUCUGGCAGACACAGAGAAAAUGACCUUUGAGGAACUCUGCUAUAAAUAUCCAAAGAUGGCCAUAGAGAAGAUCAGUGAUGACUACAAAAUAUAUUGUGAAAAAGCACCUAAGACAGAUUUUACAGUGAAAAUUGUCAGAGAACCAAAGAUACCUUCACCCCCUGUUAGGAAAAUGUCUUUGAAAAGGACUGGCGUAAGGAAGCCUUCGUUACGACCCAGAAACUUGGCAGAAGUCCUCCUAAAUCCUCAACACUUGGAGUUUUUCAAGGAGUUCCUCAAAGAACGGAAGGCUGAUAGCCCAUUGCAAUUCCUGAUAGCCUUACAGAAGAUUAGCACUGAGACAAAUGAAAAGAAUUACAAGUCUCUCCUUGAAAAUAUAAUCAAUACUUUCUUCCAUGGCAAAGUCUCUCCCGAAGAAGUGCUGCAGUGCGAUGCCCCUAUUAUCAAAGAAAUUGGUCAGAUGCAUCAUGUCAGCAUGCCCUCCCUGGUAGUGCUCCAGGGCUGUGUAAUGAAAUCUCUGGAGGCAAAGUGGUUUAAACAUUACCAGGACCUGUUCCCGGCUGGUUCCAUUCAGGAGACGCAGCCUGAAGCACAAGCUUUGUCAAGGCAGCUCUCGAAGGCGGCAGCCACGUACUUACAGCAAUCCAAGAAGAGAGGCUGGCUGAAAAUGAUCAGCUUUAUCAAGAGCUUUUGCAAGUACCGCCGAUUUAUGUCUAAUGUCAAUAAGCGCCAGGAAUUUGAAGAAUAUCUUCACCAGGAAUUAAACAACAAGGAAAAUAUGUCUGCAUCACCAAACAUACCAGUACGCCAAACCCCAUGUCACUCAAAUGUCCGGAGUGCAGACCAGGAGAAUGGAGACAUAAUCCUUACAAAGCGACGCAUAUUUGGCCACAGGAUUGUCAUUGUCAACUUUGCAGUCAAUGAUUUACAUUUCUUUUCUGAAAUGGAGAAAUUUAACAAUUUGGUGAGUUCAGCUCAUGUGCUGCAAGUCAACCGGGCCUACAACGAGAAUGACGUGAUCCUAAUGAAGUCCAAAAUCAACAUCAUCCUGAAGCUCUACCUGAACUCGGAGAUCCCUCCAAAGCUAAGGGUGAACAUCUCGGAGUCCCACAAGGAUGCCAUCCUUGCUGCCAUUGUAGAGGGCCACCUAGAUCGCAGCAUCUUCCACGGGGCUAUCAUUUCCCUCUUCCCCGUCAUCAUGUACUUCUGGAAAAGGUUUUGCUCCUGGAAGGCAACCCGCUUUUACUUCCAGUGCAGGGGGAAGAAGCCCAAGGACAGAAAAACUCCUCCUAAAUCUGGACUUGUAAACAAGUACCCACCUUGGAACGGAGGAGACCAUACCGUCUUAAGAUUCACCUUGCUCAAAGGUAUGGAAUGGCUGCAGCCUCAACAGCGGGAUGUAAUAGCAAGUCCAGUCCAGAAUUCUUCAUCGACCAACCUGACCCAGCCAAGACAUUCCCUUUCCACUGUGCAGCUGAGUCCUGUCCUGGGACAAAAAUUAUACAGCACCAAAAGGGAGAAGAAGUAAUCUGGUCAGGCCCCCAAGAGAGGCACAUCAUCUCUCAGAAGCCUCCUAACGCGGACAGAAGCUUUUCUGGUCAGAAAUGAAAUGCUCUGGUGCCAUCUGCCCUGGAAAGAUGAGUGGGGUGACAGCCCAGACGCGGCAGGACCAGACUGCAGUGGAACUAUGAAAAGAUGUCUGGUCCUCGUGAGUGCCUCCAACUAAUCCAGUGUCACCACAGAGGAGGGGUUGGAUCAUGUAUAGCACCUCGGGGUACCAAUCCCCAUC
This is a messenger RNA of Rhinolophus ferrumequinum (greater horseshoe bat), 3603 nucleotides long. RefSeq names its product regulator of G protein signaling like 1 (gene RGSL1). Lineage: Eukaryota; Metazoa; Chordata; Mammalia; Chiroptera; Rhinolophidae. The transcript has 23 exons. The coding region runs from base 1 to 3342 and encodes 1113 amino acids. The record is from RefSeq and is a predicted model, not a curated record.